AGAUAUCAGGAUGUUUUAUCCUGAAUUCCUGAUUUUCAGGAUGAGUAUGAGGUGCCAGACCUGAAAAAUCCGAUUAAAUGAAUUUCUGACCCUGUAAAUUCAGUAUGGUUAUCAUAUGACAACCCUGAGAACUCAGUAUAGUGUUCGUGUACCAGCCCUGACUGCUCACUUCUCUGGAAGGCUCUCUUGUUGCUUACCUCGAUAGCAUCGGCAUCAGUCUCUCAAAGGUGUCGGGCAUCAGCACCGACGGUGCCGCAGUGAUGGUUGGAGCCACGAACGGGGUCGUUGGGCGCCUUCGACAGCGGAUCCCGCAUGUGGUUUCUGUCCACUGCAUAGCGCAUCGGUUCGUUCAUGCAUAGACUUCAUAUCCCGUUGAGAAAACCGUGCACUAACCACUGUUUCGUCGUGUUUCUACUCCCGUCCAUCCAGGGAAGCCCUCGCGGCCAGAGAUGCUGCCAACGCGCUGCCUGAGCUGGGAAUUGUGGAUGCCAUCAUCCGCGCGGUUGCUGAGCUGCUGGGGCGUUCACACAACUGGCACAAGAUGUUCAAGGACCUCCAAAAGAUCUUCACGGCGACAAAUCUGGAGAUGCAAGGGAUUCACCUUGUUCGGUGGCUCAGUCGUGGCGGCGCCAUUCUGAGGCUGGUGGCGGUGCUUCCUGCCGUCAUCGUUCUGCUGCACCUCUACGACAAACCCAUGUACCACAUCGUCACAUCGUACAAGUUUCACUUUUUCCUGUACUUCCUCGCCGACCUUCACGAGGAGCCGCUGCCAAACUACACCACUGCCCGCGGCGACAAAGCUUCCUGCACGCUCACCUGUCGCUCCUACGCGACCGAGCUCAUCUACAACGUGCAGCUGCGGCUCGGCGACCUUGAGCGGCUCAACGGCUGGAACCGGACGAGUCUGUGCAACGGGAAGCUGGAGGAUCUGAUGUGCAUGAGUUUGCUAGAGUAUGACAUGAACUGGGAUAGGGUCAUUGAGGUGUGGCGCGGCAUGAAGAAGAGACGGCCAAGGAGGGCCCACCAGAGCGAAGUGCGUGCGAGGAAGUCUGCCAAGGGCAAAGAGAAAGUGGUGGUGUUGUCCGAAGAGGAGCAUGAUGAUGAGGCACGAGCGGACGAUGAGAACAGCUGCUCCAGCAGCGGGUUUAGUUCUAGUGAUGAUGAGGAGGAUGGUGGAAACUUCUGAGUCGAGCCACAUGUAUGCUGCAGUACUG
Molecule: messenger RNA, 1214 nt
Organism: Closterium sp. NIES-67
Lineage: Eukaryota; Viridiplantae; Streptophyta; Zygnematophyceae; Desmidiales; Closteriaceae
Source: the annotation of a GenBank genome assembly